Hypomesus transpacificus is the source of this 1885-nucleotide messenger RNA. RefSeq names its product mitochondrial ribosomal protein S30 (gene mrps30). Bases 53 to 1357 code for a protein of 434 amino acids. Gene Ontology annotation, biological process: translation. Gene Ontology annotation, molecular function: structural constituent of ribosome. NCBI's taxonomy places the organism in Eukaryota, Metazoa, Chordata, Actinopteri, Osmeriformes, Osmeridae. The record is from RefSeq and is a predicted model, not a curated record. The transcript has 5 exons. Gene Ontology annotation, cellular component: ribosome; mitochondrion; mitochondrial large ribosomal subunit.
GCACCAGGAAACAGAAGAAGAGUUUGCGGAAGUGUCAACGACACGCUAAAACAUGGCUACCCGCACGCGAUUGCCCUUGCAGUCAGUAUUUUAUAAAAAUGGAUUAUUGUUCAGAAGCGGACGACUUGUUCAUACUAAGACAGUAAUACAGCAGCCAGCAUACCCUCCCAUAGUACCUUCUCUUACUGCUAAAAGUAAAUCUGCAAAGAAGCGUCAGUUAGAAGAGCACGUCAACAAAGUUUGUACUGCCAAUGAUGUACAGGAGAAAUUGAAGCUACUUACUAAAAUACAGCGAAAGAAAUACGUGUUGCAUCCGCAGACAUUCGCUUUGAAUUCCGAUAAGUGGUACCAGCAUUUCACUAAGACCGCAUACCUACCUGGCUUACCGGAUAAAUUCUCAAUCGUAAGCGAGAGUAAAGAUGAGUCGGCCCCUGACGCUCUGCAGAGUGUUUCAUCACCAUCAGCCGCUAUUGAUGAGAAUGCAUAUGCAGACAUACGAUUGCAUUUUAUCAAUGCUAUUUUGCAAGAGAACUGGUACAUGAAGAAACCCAGGCAUUUCAUGUUUAGAGAACAAGAGCAUAACGUGGCCCCUUUCCUGAGGAACCUGAUGUCUGGACUCACCUAUGCACUGGCAAAGCACAACCCUGUGCUUCAGUGUUCAAGCCUAGACCUGGACCCUCAGGUCAACUUUUACUGGCUAAGAGGGCAGAGGACCAUCCCUAGGGGACACCGGAGAGGCAGAGUGGAGCCCAUCAGAUUCCAGAUAGAUGACAAACCACAUAGUCAAAUUAGGGUACAUCAACAGCUUCCAGAGUUCAUCCCACUUGAGGCAUCAAACACAGCAGAUGUCCCAGAAGUUAAGUUUGCUCCUGACCUGCUGCCCAUGUUCAGACAGCAGUACGACAACAACAUCUUCACAGGUGCCAAGGUCCCUGACCCGGCCUGCUAUGGACACACCCAGUUCCACCUGGUCCCGGACCGGUACCGCCGAGACAACAUGAUCAAACGUAACUUGGAGGACCAAAUCGAGGUCUUCCUGAGGUCCAAUGCCAUUGCCAGUCUCUUUGCAUGGACUGGGGCCCAGGCCAUGUAUCAAGGUUUCUGGAGCUACGAGGAUGUGACCAGACCCUUCGUGUCCCAGGCUGUGAUCACAGACGGCCAAUACUUCUCGUUCUUCUGCUAUCAGCUGAACACACUGGCCUUGUCCGCGGAGACCGACUCAGGGAACCCGAGGAAGAACGUUCUCUGGGGGACAACGAGCAUGCGUCUGUAUGAAUCUGUCCAAGAUGGGGCUGUGAUCGGCCUGGACGACUCUGUGCUGAAACUGCUGGUUCAGUUCUUGAUGAACAAGCCGUGAAUAGGACGAAUCAGGAAUGAGACUGCACCAGGGAGUCUUUGAAGUUGUAACUCAUGAUCAUACAUGACAAAUGUGUAUGGUAAAUAUAUAGUGUAUAUUCAUGUUGGAAAAUAUUUGGGUGAGAUGGUUAAUUGCUUGUAAGAAUGAAUAGUUUCACUUUAACUCAAAUACAAAUACAUUAAAUGGGUCGAGUUUAGCCUCAAGUGUUUGAAUUUGGUUUAUUUUUUUUGCCACUAGAUGGUGCAAAACAGCUUAUUACGUGAGAACCAUACACAGAUUGAGAUAAGUGAGAUAAGAGAUAACACAUCAAAAAUUGACACAGGUUAUAUCUAAUGUAUAUUACCAUAUGUAUGGAUUUUGUAUAGGCACACUGCUUUUUGGAUACAAACAACCAAGACACCAGAAGUUAACAGAAUCCCAGAACAGUGUAGUGUAGUACCUUAUGUAAUUAUCAUUUAGCAAAUGCUUUAAAGUUGCCGAGUUAAGGCAUUGCACACAUAAAUCAGAGUGCAGUAGUACAAGUAAAAC